Molecule: messenger RNA, 3673 nt
Organism: Cajanus cajan (pigeon pea)
Lineage: Eukaryota; Viridiplantae; Streptophyta; Magnoliopsida; Fabales; Fabaceae
Product: Leucine-rich receptor-like protein kinase family protein
Biological process (GO): protein phosphorylation
Molecular function (GO): ATP binding; protein kinase activity; receptor serine/threonine kinase binding
Source: RefSeq, a predicted model, not a curated record
AAGAGAGGAAGGAUGAGUGAUGAGUGAGUUACAGUUUGGGGGACUCACUCUUUGUACCCUUCACCAACACUCUUCUCACUCUUCCACACCCAAAAUGCGUUUCCUCUAUCUUCUUCUUCUCCUUCUCCAUUUUCAUUAUCACCAAACCCUAUCUGCGCCAAUAUCAGAAUACCGCGCUCUUCUCUCUCUCCGUUCAGCCAUUACCGACGCCACUCCACCUGUCCUCUCUUCAUGGAACGCCUCCACCACUUACUGUUCUUGGCUCGGUGUCACCUGCGACAGCCGCCGCCACGUCACCGCCCUCAACCUCACCGCCCUCGGCCUCUCCGGCGCCCUUUCAGCCGACGUCGCUCACCUCCCGUUUCUCACCAACCUCUCCCUCGCGGCUAACCAUUUCUCCGGCCCCAUCCCUCCCUCCCUCUCCGCUGUCGCCGGCCUCCGCCACCUCAACCUCUCCAACAAUGUCUUCAACGGCACCUUCCCCUCCGAGCUCGCGCGCCUCCAGAACCUCGAGGUCCUCGACCUCUACAACAACAACAUGACCGGCGAGCUCCCCCUCGCCGUCGCCGAGAUUCCCACCCUCCGCCACUUGCACCUCGGCGGCAACUUCUUCUCCGGCCAGAUCCCGCCGCAGUACGGACGCUGGCCCCGCCUCGAAUACCUGGCCGUCUCCGGCAACGAGCUCGACGGAAAAAUCCCACCGGAGAUCGGCAACCUCACCAGCCUCCGGGAGCUUUAUCUUGGAUAUUUCAACACCUACGCCGGCGGCAUUCCGCCGGAGAUCGGGAACUUGUCGGAGCUCGUGAGGCUCGACGCCGCCUACUGCGGCCUCUCCGGCGAGAUCCCGGCGGAGCUGGGGAAGCUGCAGAAGCUGGAUACGCGCUUCCUCCAGGUGAAUGCCCUUUCGGGGUCUCUCACGCCGGAGCUGGGGAACCUGAAGAGUCUUAAAUCAAUGGAUUUGUCUAACAACAUGCUCUCCGGUGAGAUUCCGGCGAGCUUUGGCGAGCUGAAGAACAUGACGCUUCUGAAUCUGUUCAGGAACAAGCUUCAUGGAGCAAUACCGGAGUUUAUAGGGGAGCUUCCGGUUUUGGAGGUGGUGCAACUGUGGGAGAAUAACUUCACAGGUAGCAUUCCAAUGGGUUUGGGGAAGAAUGGAAGAAUCACUCUUGUUGAUCUUUCUUCUAACAAAUUAACUGGAACUUUGCCUCCUAACUUGUGUUCUGGGAACACUCUUCAAACUUUGAUAACUCUUGGAAACUUCUUAUUUGGUCCAAUUCCUGAAUCUCUUGGAAGUUGUCAAUCCCUGAACCGGAUUCGAAUGGGAGAGAACUUUCUGAAUGGUUCCAUUCCGAAGGGUCUUUUUGGACUUCCAAAACUCACGCAGGUUGAGCUUCAGGAUAAUUAUCUCUCUGGAGAGUUUCCUGAGGCUGAUUCUGUUUCUGCUAAUCUUGGUCAGAUUACUCUCUCUAACAACCAACUCUCUGGGCCUUUGCCUCCUUCCAUUGGUAACUUUUCCAGCGUGCAGAAGCUUCUUCUUGAUGGCAACAUGUUCUCGGGUUGGAUCCCUCCUCAGAUUGGGAAGUUGCAACAGCUUUCCAAGAUUGAUUUUAGUGGCAACAAGUUUUCGGGUACUAUUGCGCCUGAGAUCAGUCAUUGCAAGCUGUUAACCUUCCUUGAUCUUAGCCGCAAUGAGCUCUCUGGGGAGAUCCCAAAUGAGAUCACUGGCAUGAGGAUUUUGAAUUACCUUAACCUUUCGAGGAACCAUCUUGUGGGUAGCAUUCCCUCCUCGAUAUCCUCGAUGCAGAGUUUAACUUCUGUUGAUUUUUCCUACAACAAUCUGUCUGGUUUGGUGCCUGGUACUGGUCAAUUCAGCUACUUCAACUUCACGUCUUUCUUGGGAAACCCUGACCUGUGUGGUCCCUAUUUGGGUGCUUGCAAGGAUGGGGUUGCCAAUGCUGCUCACCAACCUCAUGUCAAAGGACUCUCCUCUUCUCUGAAGCUGAUUCUCGUUGUUGGGUUGCUUGCAUGUUCCAUUAUUUUUGCUGUGGCUGCAAUAUUCAAGGCUCGCUCGCUGAAGAAGGCUAGUGAGGCUCGCGCAUGGAAGUUGACUGCGUUCCAACGUUUGGACUUCAGUGUUGAUGAUGUUUUGCAUUGCUUGAAGGAGGAUAAUAUUAUAGGGAAAGGAGGUGCUGGCAUUGUCUACAAAGGGGCUAUGCCCAAUGGGGAUCAGGUUGCUGUAAAGAGGCUUCCGGCUAUGAGUAGAGGCUCUUCCCAUGAUCAUGGGUUCAAUGCGGAGAUUCAGACAUUGGGGCGAAUCCGACACAGGCACAUUGUUAGGUUGUUGGGUUUCUGUUCAAACCACGAGACAAACCUUUUGGUCUACGAGUACAUGCCCAAUGGAAGUUUAGGUGAGGUUCUUCAUGGAAAGAAAGGGGGUCAUUUGCACUGGGACACCAGGUAUAAAAUUGCGGUGGAGGCUGCUAAGGGGCUUUGCUAUCUUCACCAUGAUUGUUCUCCACUCAUUGUCCAUCGUGAUGUGAAGUCAAACAACAUCCUUCUUGAUUCUAAUCAUGAAGCACAUGUUGCUGAUUUUGGGCUUGCCAAGUUCCUCCAAGAUUCUGGGACAUCUGAAUGCAUGUCUGCUAUUGCUGGCUCAUACGGAUACAUUGCUCCAGAAUAUGCCUACACAUUGAAGGUUGAUGAGAAAAGCGAUGUGUACAGUUUUGGUGUGGUUCUUUUGGAACUUAUAACAGGCAGGAAACCAGUUGGAGAAUUUGGUGACGGUGUGGACAUUGUGCAAUGGGUGAGGAAAAUGACGGACUCUAACAAGGAAGGUGUUCUUAAAGUUCUUGAUUCUAGGCUUCCCUCGGUUCCCCUUCACGAAGUGAUGCAUGUUUUCUAUGUAGCCUUGCUGUGUGUUGAAGAACAAGCUGUAGAGAGACCUACUAUGCGAGAAGUUGUUCAAAUUCUAACAGAGCUUCCAAAGCCGCCCGACUCUAAAGAGGGGGACUUUACAAUAACUGAAUCCUCUCUGUCAUCAUCAAAUGCUUUAGAAUCUCCAUCCUCAGCCUCUAAAGAUCAUCAAAAUCCUCCUCAAUCCCCACCACCCGAUCUUCUUAGCAUUUGAAGUUCGGUGUUGCGUGUUUCAUCUUAGUUCCCACGGUUGGUGAUGGCUUAUCCAUUUCGUUUUUUUUUUUUUUCUCUCUUCUGGGGUUGGGUUUUUGUUUUCUAACUGAAGGUGUUAAUGUUAGAUUAUUUUAAUGGUUUUGUACAGUAGGAUUGGGGGUGGGUAUUUUCUUAUUAAGUCUCUGUCUUCAUCUUGUAGCUCUACUUUUAAUUUUUAUCUUACGGCUGUUAUUGCACUGAACCUACGCCGAGGGAGGGUUCAAGGGAUAGUCAUAUUUUUAUGGGGAUCAAUGACAGAUAGUGAAAGGGACACAAUGACGCAAAGGGGUUGGGUAUGAACUAACUAUGAAACAGACAAACAGUGGGUAUAUUGUAUGGUUUAGAAUAUUAUUGAUGAAUCCUGAGUGGAUUGGCGCAGAGUAUGAACUGUGAGCCUGAACUGUGACUGUGAAUCUACCAGUCAGGACUUCAGGUGUGGGAUUACCUUAUCUCAAGUAGUUAACUUGUUUCAAGAAAAUCGGAGUGAAUCCGGCAUUGUUUACCUUUA